UUCCUUUGGAAGGGUUGAGACCAUCCAACAUCUUAAAAUAAUGACGACAAAUAAUCCUUUAUUUGAUUCAUAUUUGUUCAUUUUGUUUACAUAUGUAUGUAUGUGUGUGUGUUUCUAUUUUUUAUUUAUUAAUUUGAGUGAGGUUCAUGUGAGCCGACAGCUUCUUGUCUUCUUCACCUCCUGUCACACGUAUCUUAAAUGUCUUUAUGUUGUUUGUAAAAGUGCAAAAUACAAAAUAAAUUAAAAAAAGAAAAAAUCCUGUAAAACAUUAGUUUGACCAGCACAGCGGUGUAAUUCUCCUGCUGUCCACUGGAGGUCAGUAAGGCGCCGUCAAGCAGCAGGAAGUUUACAGCAGGAAGAAGAAGAAGAAGAAGAAGAAGUCAGCUGCUGACAGCAGAGUAAUGUUUUGAGUUUAGUUUAGUCGGUUUUCAGGCUGUUUUCACACUUUAACAAAGCGCAGCAGAGUUUAAUGUGACGCUGUGAUCCGCAGUCCGCCGGCAGGAGGCGGUGACGCAGCUGACAGCGCAGGUAAAUAUCCGCAGAAGAAGAAAAAGAAGCCCUCCUGCUAGCAGUUAGCUCGUUAGCUCCUCCGUCAUGGCGGAGUUGAACCGGCAGCUGCAGGAAUAUCUGCUGCAGUCCAAAGGUGGCGCGAAGACCGUUUCCCAGUCCGGCUCCAGCACCGUGGUGGACCUGGAUGAUCCGGAGCCGGUUUCCGGGAGCUGGUUCGGGCGCUGGUCCAGCCCGUGGUCCGGCAGCUCGGCCGGCCAGAGCUCCGGCGGAAGCAGCGGUUCUUCCUGGCCGUGGUGGUCCGAGCCGGACCCCUGCCUACCGGGCAUGAGCCGGCGGCAGCGGCUGGUCGCCUGCGCGGUAUGCGGCGCGUUUUCCGCGCUGUGUUUCGGACUGUCCGCGCUGUACGCGCCGCUGCUGCUGCUGUAUGCGCGCAAGUUCGCGCUGCUUUGGUCGCUCGGGUCGCUGUUCGCCAUCGCGGCCGUAGCGGUCCUGCGGGGCCCCAGCAGGCUGGCCGCCGGACUGCCUACCUCCCCCGGGGCCGCCGUGUACCUGUGCGCCCUCGGUGGAACUCUGUACGCGGCACUGAGCCUCCACAGCACCGUGCUGACCGCGCUGGGAGCCGCCCUGCAGGUCGCCGUCAUCGUCGGGUGUGCGGUGUCGCUGCUGCCCGGAGGCAGCGCCGGGCUCCGCUUCAUGGGCGGGAUGGCGGCGUCCGCCAUCAAACGGACCGUCACCGGAAAGACCAUGCCGAUCUGACCGGAGACCGAGAGCCGGCGGGUCGGACACUUAUCAGGGGUCCGGGGGCCUCCAGGGGCCCCAGUUUGACCCCCAGGCUGCAGUGGCUCCACACAGAGACAAUAUUAAUAAUAUCAACAGACUGAUUAUUGAUUAUUGAUUACUGAUGAACUGGGGACCAAACAGAGUUUAAGAGACUUUGAUCUGAUGAACUGUGAAACUUUUUUGUAUUUUUAAUCGGUGGACUGUGAUUGGGUGAGCAGGUAGUUUUGUGUUCAGUUUAAUACAGGAAAUAAAAAACUAAACAUGA
This is a messenger RNA of Thunnus maccoyii (southern bluefin tuna), 1555 nucleotides long. RefSeq names its product SFT2 domain containing 3 (gene sft2d3). Gene Ontology annotation, biological process: vesicle-mediated transport. The coding region runs from base 595 to 1266 and encodes 223 amino acids. Lineage: Eukaryota; Metazoa; Chordata; Actinopteri; Scombriformes; Scombridae. The transcript has a single exon. The record is from RefSeq and is a predicted model, not a curated record. Gene Ontology annotation, cellular component: membrane.